Molecule: messenger RNA, 1648 nt
Organism: Camellia sinensis
Lineage: Eukaryota; Viridiplantae; Streptophyta; Magnoliopsida; Ericales; Theaceae
Source: RefSeq, a predicted model, not a curated record
GGUGCUUGGUGGUGUAACUUUGUUGCUUCUUUGGUUUGUAAGGACUCUUUCCUUGCAGAUUUGGCCUGACCACGUGGCCUGCAAAUUAGCCACACAUAUGACAGUAGAAGAAAACAAAUUUCAUCAUCAGUGCUAUAGAUUUUCCAAAGGUUUCCUGCAUAUAUUUUUUUCACUACUGUUUGCUUCAUUUCCAAUACCAUUUCUCUUAGAAAUGUCCCCAAAACGAUGGUCUGCUGUUAGGCUAUUUCCCAAAGCUCCUCCAUGCAAAAUUUUCUUGCAGAUUUUGGGUUGCCCACAUGGAAUUCAAAUCGUCCACGCCGACAAUGAAGAAGAAAACAAAUUUUACCCCUUCGAACAAUAGGCCUCACCGAUUGGCACUCAUGAUGAUGGCUGGAUUUUGUUUUUCAUGCCAUGUGUUUCUGCAUCAAACAUGGGAUUUCUCAUAAGAUAUAUAUAUCCUCUGGAUGGAAUUGUUGUUACCCUAUUCUUCCCAUCACUGUUGGCAUUGUUGCUGCCAUAUCGUUGUUGAAAUUAGCCAUCCAAAGCUCUGCUCCUGCUGUUGUAAAUCCUGAAAUGGCAACUAUCACCAACGAUGCUGUUACUGCUAAUGUUGGUGGGGAUUUGAAUCUCGAGGCAACUGACUUGCCAACCUCAACUAUGACCUUUGUGGUCAACCCUAGUGUUACUUCGGCUGUUCCAGGAGGAUCACUCAGUCACCAUGAGCGCCCAGAGAAAUUUGCUAGGGUGAAUUUCAAGAGAUGGCAGCAAAAGAUGUUGUUCUACUUGACCACGCUGAACCUUCCAAAGGUUUUGAGUGAGGAUCCUCCAGCUGUGACAGAGAAUGAGCCAGACAGGAAGAGAGUCAUGGCACUUGACACAUGAAAGUAGACAGACUAUCUUUGCCGAAACUAUGUGUUCAACAGCUUGGCAGACUCAUUUUAUAGUGUGUUUUUUGCCAAGAGUUUAGCAGAAGAGUUAUGGGAAUCUCUGGACAAAAAGUACAGGACUGAGGAUGUUGGGGCAAAGAAAUUUGUGGUUAGCCAAUUCUUGGACUUUAAAAUGGUAGAUUCAAAAACUAUGACAAGCUAAGUCCAAGAGUUCCAAGUGAUCUUGCAUGAAAUUCAUGGUGAGAGGAUGCCUUUGAAUGAGUCAUUCCAAGUUACUAUGAUCAUUGAGAAACUUUCUAAUGGUUGUAAAGACUUCAAGAACUACUUGAAGCACAAGCGCAAGGAAAUGUCAGUUGAAGAGCUGGUUGUCCGACUCCGGAUUGAAGAGGAUAAUAGAAAGAAAUGAGGGAGUACCUCCUCUAUGAAGGCCAAUGUCAUCGAGCAUGACAAAUCUUCUGGGGUGAGGAAGAAGCCCCUUGUGAACAAGGGCUCAAAUCUAGGGCCAAGGGAUGUUAUUGCAAAGAAGUUGACAUAUAAGCCGCAGGAACCUGGUUAUCGAGUUUUAGGGAAGUGCUACAACUAUAGUAGUGAGGGGCAUCGGGCUAGUAACUGCCGCAAGCAGAAGAAGCCAAACAAGACCAAACCUCGUGCUCACAUGACAGAUAUGCAAGAGCACUCACUACAAGAAAAAACACUUUUGGCGACCACCUUUUUUUUUUGGUCGCAAAUAGUCCACUUUCUGGGACCAAAAUUUAACUUUU